This is a messenger RNA of Lepus europaeus (European hare), 2382 nucleotides long. RefSeq names its product purinergic receptor P2X 5 (gene P2RX5). Gene Ontology annotation, biological process: monoatomic cation transmembrane transport; response to ATP. Bases 65 to 1420 code for a protein of 451 amino acids. Gene Ontology annotation, molecular function: extracellularly ATP-gated monoatomic cation channel activity; purinergic nucleotide receptor activity; ATP binding. The record is from RefSeq and is a predicted model, not a curated record. The transcript is spliced from 13 exons. Gene Ontology annotation, cellular component: plasma membrane; nuclear inner membrane. NCBI's taxonomy places the organism in Eukaryota, Metazoa, Chordata, Mammalia, Lagomorpha, Leporidae.
GCAGCGGCUGCCCAUGCGGCACACGUGCGGCUGGGCGGUCCGCAGGCCCGGGUGAGGCGGCUCCAUGGACUGCAAGGGGCUCUGCCUGUCCUUCUUCGACUACAAGACAGAAAAGUAUGUGGUGGCCAAGAACAAGAAGGUGGGCCUGCUCUACAGGCUGCUGCAGUUCGGCAUCCUGCUCUACCUGCUCCUGUGGGUGUUCCUGGUCAAGAAGGGCUACCAGGACGUGGACACCUCGCUGCACAGUUCUGUGGUCACCAAAGUCAAGGGCGUGGCCUACACCAAUACCUCGGAGCUCGGGGUGCGGCUCUGGGAUGUUGCCGACUACGUCAUUCCUCCCCAGGGAGAGAAUGUCUUCUUCAUCGUCACCAACCUGGUUGUGACCCCUCACCAGCAGCAGGGCGUCUGUGCUGAGAAUGAGCACGUUCCCGACGGCCGGUGUUCUCAGGACAGCGACUGCCCCGCGGGAGUGCCCGUGAAGGCUGGAAAUGGAGUGAAGACUGGCCGCUGCCUGCAGGCAGGGAACUCCAGCAGGGGCACCUGUGAGAUCUUCGCCUGGUGUCCGGUGGAGUCCAGGUCCAAGCCCAAGAAGCCGCUCCUGGGGGACGCCGAAGACUUCACCGUUUAUAUAAAGAACUUCAUUCGCUUCCCCAAAUUCAACUUCUCCAAGACGAAUGUGCUGGACACGAAGGACAAAACGCUGCUGAAGUCCUGUCACUUUGGCCCCAAGAACCCCUACUGCCCCAUCUUCCGCCUGGGGUCCGUGGUCCGCUGGGCUGGGAGCAGCUUCGAGGACAUAGCCCUGGAGGGUGGCGUGAUAGGCAUUCACAUCGAAUGGAACUGUGAUCUCGACAAACCGGCCUCCGAAUGCAACCCUCACUAUUCUUUUAGCCGUCUGGAUUACAGCUUUGAAAAGACCGUAUCGACUGGGUACAACUUCAGGUUUGCCAAAUACUACCGAGACGCCGCCGGGGUGGAGUUCCGCAUCCUGAUGAAAGCCUACGGCAUCCGCUUCGACGUGCUAGUGAACGGCAAGGCAGGGAAAUUCAACAUCAUCCCCACCGUCAUCAACCUGGCCUCUGGGGUGGCGCUCAUGGGUGCCGCGGCGUUCAUCUGUGACAUGGUACUCAUCUACAUCAUCAAAAAGAGCGAGUUCUACCGUGACAAGAAGUUUGAGAAAGUGAGGGGACGAGAGCAGUCAGCCUUGGGGACUGAAGACCAGACGGCCGGGUUGGAGGAGCUGCCCAAGACGGGGCUGGAGGAAGCUCCCCAGGCACCGCUGGGAAGCAGCUGUGACAGCGGCUUUAAGGGGAACGGCUGUGUGUGCCAGCAGCUGCUGGAGCCCACCAGCUCCAGGCCUGGCUCCCCGGAGAGUGUGAACGUGGAGCUGCCACAGAAUCCGGAGGCAAAGCAGACAUAGCCGCGGCCGUUGGCUGGGAGAGGACUCGGUGAAGAUGAAGACUUUGGGGCCGGAACCCUCACAGCUGUGAACUGGGGAGAGGACAUCUUGGUGCCUCCGGGGAACUGGGCUGGCCGGCACAGCCACGUCUCCUGCACCACAAGUGUUCUGGAGGCCCCUCGCGGCCACGGUGACCGAGAGCUGGGAAGGGGCGGCCCUGGAGCAGACGCCCAGGGAAUGGGGCCGCCUGGGGCCCUGUGUGCCACUGCAUAGGCUUCCUCUGUCCUGGGACCCCGGCUGGACAUUCAGUGGUGUGCACCUGCAGUGCGCCCUUGUUGACGAAUGAUGUGCGCUGGACCCUAUCCAAGGGACGCUUACAUGAACCACUGGCCUGGUCCCCAGGGAGGACAGCCCCUGGGGCUCCCGCCAGAGCCAGCAGGCAUCCAGCCACUCGCUGGUGGCUCAGAGAAAGGGGCAUUUGGCUCCGCCCUCGGGGAUACAAAGUGAAGGAGGCCCAGGAGGCGAGGCAAGCAGGAGGGCCAGGACGUGCCUCUCUCUCGGGUAAGAUGGGGAAGGGGAGGCUCUGGGCUGCCCCCCAGGGCUUGGUGCAAAGUGCGGAUAAGUUCAAGGUGGCGCGCACUCAACAGGUGUGACCGGUUGAUGGGGUGGGGGAUGGAGGCCCCACCUUCCCCUGCCCACUGUCAGCCCUGAAGCCUGGUAGAGGUGCAGCUCCCUGGGCCCCACCCUCGUGCGAAAUCAGUGCGGUGCUUCCACAAGUGCAUCUUAGUGUCCGGGAAGCCUGGUUCUGCGGGGUGCACAGGGCAGCCUUGGUGGUGGGGCCGGUUCUGGGUCAGACUGACACACCUGCUGCCUUGAGACCAAUAGCAUCCCUCCCUGCUCCCACCCGGAAGUGGCUUUAUGCUGAAUUUAUUGAAAUUAAAAUAUUUCAACCAGGUGGUUUUACUUACAAUGAUUCAAAAUUU